AUUCUCAUCGCAGAUAUUUUUCGAGGCAUCUAUCAAUCAUUUUCGUGGAUUAUUGCAUAAUCGUUCAAGUACUGGGGGGUAAUAUGAGAGUCAAGUUGGCCGGGUAAAGCUGUGAGAUUGGCAGCCACAGCCAAAAUCCUCCUGAAAUAAAUUGUCCCUCGUCGGUGUGCGCAUGAGUGACAUUUUUUUACUCUCUAUUUUGAAAAUUCUCUUUUGAAAUUUCUAUUGUACACGUCCGCUCAAAGGGUUUCGAGUGAUCGCAAGUGCUGAAGAGGAUUAAUCGAAAUCCUGGACCAUGGGUCGUAAAAAAAAGCCGUCAAAUAAAUCAAAUGGUGGUGCGGAUAAUUCAGAUAAUAUUGUCAAAUCUUGUAAAAUCAAGACGAAUGGAAAUAAUUCGAGCAAGACUGAUGAAUCGACAAGUUCGCAAAUAUCAAUACUGGAUAUUUCCUCGCGCCUGACUCUCCCACUGAAACCAUCUGGUGUUGAUUUGUCGGUUGACAGUGAUGAUGAGGAAAUAUUGGAAUUUCAGAUUAGACCUCGUUUCUUUUAUGUGUCAAGUUUGUGCUUAGUCUGCAUGAAUAUAUGUGAAAUACGUUGCGACGAUUGUGGAAUGGUGUCUUAUUGUUCUGAGAAACACAGGAAUGAAAAUAAACAACAGCAUAUGGCCUUAUGUAAAGUUUUAUUGGAAAUUUGUGGUGGGAUGGAAGGAUUUUCCCUGGCAAAGACACUGCCGCCCAAUUUGUACCGGUCUUUCAGGAUAAAAACAAUUAGUUUAAUUGAGAAUAAAAUAAUGAGACCAUUGGACUUGUGGGAGAGGGAGAUCGUGUUGUAUCCGAGAAUUUGCGGAAGCUGCGGUCAAGUGAAGGAACUGAUCUGCUGUCCCACCUGUGGAGUCGAUUUUUAUUGCGCAAACCAUCAGCAGAAUCACGUUAAAUGGUGCAAAGACUUUCAGGUGUUCAGGAAAAUUCUCUGGAUGCAGCAUAAGCAUGGAUUCAUUGAACCCGAUGUACCCGUUGUGUAUUACAAAGAGGCGCAUGUUUUACCUGAAAAUUUCGACUUUCUCAUCUACGAAAUGUACAGAAAUAGUCCGAGCUACAGGAGAAUUGAUAGCUACACUUACGCCAGUUUGUCGCAUGUCGCCACUGCACCAUUGACUGCAUUAUUUGCCAUGCAGAAGACUAUUCCUGACUGGACUACACGAACACAUUUUCGAAUUCAUGUAAUUGGGGCUGAGUUUCAGUUUGAAUGCUCGUUAUUACGAGUCUGGGAGAAGCUUUUUCUUCAUUUCAUCCCUCGUCUCAAGAAUCUCACGAUCGAAUUCACUGGUCCGGAGUUGAAUCUCCCACCAGCACCGGCGGAUCUCCUCGGGAAAAUAAAAAUGUGCAGGCCCUGCAAAUCUGGUGGCAGGAGAAUUCACAUAUCCUUUAACCCCCGGAAAUUGUAUCACGACCUGAAGAAUGAAUCGCCAGCCGAUUUGAUAUGUCUGUUCAAUCCUGGAUUAUAUCGGGAGACUGGUUUUGAUAAUAUCGAUACGUGGCCGGGGACCAUUAUGAAAUUUUGCGCUGAAAAAGUUCCAGUUGUUAUCACAUCGUACACUGACUUUGAGAUACCGAGAGAUGUUGAUCGGAUAAAAUCUAUUGGAGAUGUUAAAGUACUACUGGAGCCCCAGAGAAAUCCUUUUGGGGCUGUCAAGCCUGAUAGGAAUUUCGUUAGCGAUGAUGUCGUUCCCCUCAUGUACAAGAAUCACUGCAUCAGUAUUGUUAAAGGAAUAUAAUUCAAUAGACAAGAUUAU
This is a messenger RNA of Fopius arisanus, 1792 nucleotides long. RefSeq lists its product as uncharacterized. Lineage: Eukaryota; Metazoa; Arthropoda; Insecta; Hymenoptera; Braconidae. Bases 296 to 1774 code for a protein of 492 amino acids. The record is from RefSeq and is a predicted model, not a curated record. The transcript is spliced from 2 exons.